Molecule: messenger RNA, 14419 nt
Organism: Peromyscus maniculatus bairdii (prairie deer mouse)
Lineage: Eukaryota; Metazoa; Chordata; Mammalia; Rodentia; Cricetidae
Source: RefSeq, a predicted model, not a curated record
CUGUCCUCGCCCUCUUCAUCAACAAGAAGCUGUGUUUCGAAACUGUCAGCGGCCAUCUGCAUCUGGAACAGAGAGGGAAGAAGAGAAAGCAGUCUUUGAGAGACAAGACUGGGGGCCACACAGGACCGGCUGAGAAGUGUUGAGAGUGAAAUGUUCACAGCCACUAAGAGACUACCCUAUCAAACACAGUUGCUCUGUUCCCUGCAAAGACCUACUCCGUAGACCUUGGCACAGGAACCGGCAUGCUGCCUGGUUUUAGUUACAGCCAACGGUGCUCACGUACUGCGCAUGUUUUCUUUAUGUGUAUAUUAAUAAAGUUUUGCCUGUUAUAAAAAAAAGAGAGAAAGACUUCAAGUUUCUCAUCGUGCUUGUUCUGUAUUUCACAUAAGCCCAGAGUUCUGGAGGAACCAAAGGAGUGGACUCUGUACACGUGAGGUAGUUGGCCAUGGUGUUGGCCAUGGCAUCUCAGGAUGCCCAGAACUUCUUCCAGCCUUUAUCUUCCUGGCUAUCCCGAGUUUAUGAAGCUCUCCAGCAAGCGGGUGAUGCGUUAGCUGCGUCAUUGGUUCUUCUAAGCAAACACGAUUCGGCAUUGGGUGACAAGCCAGACCAGGACUUAGAUGAUAUUCAGAUUCAGGAAACCUACUUCGAAGAUGAAGAGCAGGGCAAUGAUGGGAAUUCAGAGGAGGCAAACUCCCUGUUUCUUGAAGAGGACCAUUUCUCAUGCUCUAAUAGUGAUUCGCAGGACUCUGGCAGAACGUCAAGCCCCAGACUUGAUCAACAAGCCAAAGACUCAUGCUCUGUAAUACACCAGUGGCCCAAUCAGACCCCAGCUGGCCUGCAGCCGCCACACAUGCUUUCUUCUAUCGCUGAGGAAGAACAUCACUUUGAGAGGCAGAAAUGUGGCCGUCAGCUUGGCUGUGACACCCAGGUCCCUGGCACUUUAGGAAAAGCUAAUGGAAAAAAGCAAGUUAACAGUUUUGGGGAUGACGAAGAGCCUUCCACAUCUUCUGAGAGUGAUGAAGAUGUGAUCAAGCAGUUUGAGAUCUCUGUGUCCCGAUCCCAGAGUUUUCGUACGGGAGCACCCGAGAAGGGAAAGACCGCAGAGUUAGAGCUGAAAACAAAAUGCAACCGUUUGCUGUCCAUCCACCAAGAAGACAGCGCUGAAGUGUCUGCGUGUGAAGAUUUGGAUGGAACCAGCCAACUCAGUUAUUCUGGGGUUCUGUCUUAUGAAGAUCACGCCCUCUCUACCCUGUCGCAGUCUCCCUGUGAGAGCAGAGACACCAGGCACCAUGGCCCCUGUCAUCAAGAGACUGGCAUGGUCCAAAGCCUCAGUCAUCCUUGCGCAGAUGGCAUCCGAGAGACAGAGACAGCUUCGACUAACCGGGGUUUUGAAGAUGCCUACGCCACUCCCAGCUCCUCUAUGUGGAGUGCAGAGGAGCAGGAUGGGACCAGUCUGCAGGUGCCGCCCAGGCUCUUGGAGCCCAUCUCAAAAUGCGGUCACCUAGAUAUCAUCUUUGAAUAUAGAGCUAUAGCCCAGAAGCUCACCGUGACCAUUGUGAGAGCCCAGGGACUUCCAGAUAAGGACCGGAGUGGUGUCAACUCCUGGCAAGUUCAUGUCGUACUCCUGCCCAGUAAGAAACAGAGGGGCAAGACGAACAUCCAGAGAGGGCCCAAUCCUGUCUUCAAGGAGAAGGUCACCUUUGCCAAGCUGGAGCCCAGGGACGUGGCUGCCUGUGCUGUCCGAUUCCGCCUGUAUGCUGCCCGGAAGAUGACCCGAGAGAGGAUGAUGGGAGAGAAGCUGUUCUGUCUCAGCCACUUGCACCCAGAAGGGGAAAUGAAAGUGACUCUGGUUCUGGAGCCAAGAAGUAACAUAAGCAGUGGAGAGUCUCCGCUCAGCCCAUCUGUGGUGUCUCACAGUGACAGUGCUUCAUCCACACAGUCGCUGUCUCAUGGAGGGGUGCCAGAGCUGUUGGUGGGGCUGUCCUACAAUGCCACAACAGGGCGAUUAUCUGUGGAAAUGAUCAAAGGCAGCCAUUUCCGAAACCUCGCUGCUAACCGAGCUCCUGAUACAUACGGGAAACUCUUCCUCCUCAACUGCGUGGGCCAAGAGAUGUCCCGAUGCAAGACAUCCAUUCGGCGUGGCCAACCCAAUCCUGUCUAUAAAGAGACCUUUGUCUUCCAGGUGGCCCUCUUCCAGCUCUCUGAUGUCACCUUGAUGAUUUCCAUUUACAGUAGACGCACUAUGAAGCGUAAGGAGAUGAUUGGCUGGAUCGCGCUGGGUCAGAACAGCAGUGGGGAAGAGGAGCAGGAGCACUGGGAGGAGAUGAGGGAAAGCAAAGGCCAGCAGAUAUGCAGGUGGCAUACAUUGCUGGAAUCCUAGGUUUACCCAGAGGCGUCUGUGUGCUCUAUCAGCCUUGAUUAUCAGACACCAAGUCAGAGCAUUGUGUGGAUGUCUGUGGUGGGGGUGGGGGGUUCAAAAUUGAGAAUUUUACUGAUCUUAGGGCAUUUUGUGGUUUAGAUCAUUAUCAAAGGUUUGGUUUUUGUUUAAAUGUUGUCACAGCCAAGUGCACAGUUUGGGAAAUGGUACUCUAGUUGAGACCGCUGGUGAUGUCAUAAUUUGUGCUAAUGGAUGAUCGUGUUUUGGUUCACACUGUGGGAUGCAGCUUCUCCUGCUUUCUCUUUUUGCUUGGAGAAUAGACUGAGAUUUUAAGGGAGCUGUAAUGUUGCUGUUUUCCAUCACCGGGGUGUAUGAAUCACUCUUCUCAAUGUUCAAAAUUCCAAAAGAGAGAAAUGAAUCAGAUGCCUAGGGUUACAGGAAGAUGUAACCAAUCCACAAUCCUCUGCCACACCUACUCUUUUUAUAAAAAAAGAAAAGUCUGUUUAUUUAAAAGAUAAUUGUUAUAAAUUUGUGGUGUAAAAUAAAUUUGUAUUCAUGAAAUGCCUCUUUUUUCUCAAUUAGAUAUCACGAUUUCUAAAAGAAUUGAGUUACACAAAUCAUCUUAAAGUUGUAAGAGUUAAAAAGUGACUGUUAUCUAACCCAUCUCCUUUUGAAUAUGUAAAAUUUCAAAAAUCAAGUUUUUUGUGCCUUAAAACAAAACAAAACAAAACAAAACAAAACACCAAAUCAGUACCUACACAAGAGGAAAACCAAGGAGAUAAUAAAGUCUUGGCUUUCUUAUGUUUCCAAAUCUGGCAUUCAUUUGGAUUAUACCUUUUCUAUAGCCAAAUUACAUUAACUCACAUUUAUGUUUUUUUGUAUGUACUCCUGCAUGUCAGCCAUGUUCAUCUUUAUGCUAUGUACCUUGCCAGCAGAGCAUAGUAAAAUGCACACAGUGGAUCUUAAUAAAUACUGAUUUGAUUGACUUGUGAGAAUGAACAUGUGAACUCCUGUGAGUGAAGACAUAAUGUCAUUUUGUAUGGAAUGACACUGAAUUCUUUGAGCAUUUAAAAUCCCCAGCAGUGCUACUUCUCACAUGGAACAAUAUGUAUUAGUGACUCCUUGUCUUCUGAGCACGUGCUGUUUAAAUGCUGACCAUGCAUGGUUCUGGGCAUAGGGUUUUACUUAUGAGCAGCUUUUACAUAUGUUUGCAGUGCAUUUUUAUUUUCUCGAUUCCUAGAUCUGAGCUCUUAAUUUCAAUAACUUUCACCUGGAAGCGAGAGGCGGAUGGCAUGCACACUUAACCCUGUGCCCAAUGUUACAGGUUCUCUGAGCAAUUGCCCAGUCAUUUAUUUUUAGCCUUUUAUGUUUUCUUGUUGACUUCUAUCCUGUCUGUGGGAAGAGUGAUAGCUAGAGAUGGGUGUAUACAGUCAAAGCCAUGUAGCCUCCCCCUCGGCUCUACAUUUUGACAGAUUGUAAGCGUAGGCUGCAAUGCUGGGAGAACAUAUUUAUUCCUUGCAAUUUGUAAUGGUUAUUCUGACAAGACCAGGCAAGGGCAUGGGAUAACGCUACUGUGAUCACAGGGAUCAGAUAUUUGGAAGAAAUAACUUUAUAUGGAAGGACAAGAAUUUGCAGAAUAAAUUAGUAUCUCCGUUUCUUUUCUGGUCCUUUGGGUUUUCCCCUAUCUUUCUUGGGAAGACCUGAGAGUGCUUUCUCAGCAUUGUGUCCAUUAACUGCCGAGUGGUCUUUGCAGCGUGACUGUGUUGCAGGGUAGAACUGAGUGCAAUUGAUGAAGAGCGGCGAAGAAUUGGCUUUUCACAUCCCUCCCUCUCUGUAUGCCUUGUGUUUAAAGGGAAGUAGAGCAGCCUCGUUAUGCUUCCCUUUAUGCCACUGGCAUAAUAGCAGCAUUCAUUUUCAAAUUUACAUUUGAAAAAAAAUCUGUAUAUAUUGUACAGACAGCCCUGGAUUUUCCUCACUCAUGUUUGCCUGCCUCCAGGGCUUUGUGGUCCCCAGUAAUCACCUAUGCUUUCUGUUUUGCUCCUUGACUUGCCCAGUUUUAGGGUUUUCUGCUGGUGUAGUGAGCUUUACAACAGUGUGCAUCCUUUCAAGAGGAAAGAUGCCUGAAAAGCGUUUCCCCCACUUUUUAAACAAUUUUCUUUGUUAGUAGCACUCGUCAUAUAACACAUGUGCAUCUUGAUUAUACAGCAGCGUUCACCCUCCGUGGAUGGUACAGACAUCAAAUUCUAAAGACAAGAUGCAUUGAAAUGUGAAGCUGAACAUUUUUUUUUAAACCUCAAUUUGAAAUUCUGCUUUAGGAAGAUCUUUGGAUUUUGUGCACUUAGACUCUCUUAUUUUCUUGGCAAAGUCUAGACCCAAAUGCAUUUAACAUGUUUUUCACUUGAGUGUUUACAGCUACAUUUGCCUCUCAAAAGACUUAUGAAAGAUAAUUAGUUGGCUCUGUGGUGAGAAAGCUGCUUCUGCCUGUUUUAGCUAGCUAAUGAUUAAUAUCUUGUGCAGAGCUUGAUGUGGAAGAAAUGCUGGGUUUUGUUGCUUGCUAGUUCUUUCCUGAAGAGUGAACUUUGAGAGUACGAGAUGCACAGAGUUUAUGGAAAUGUGUUUUAUCAUGCGCCUUCUUUCAGGGCACAGGCUCCCACUGACGUGAGAAGAGCUGGUUUCACCAAUCAUCGUGGUAGCUGUUGUCGUCUCGGAUCCCCUCUGACUACUUUUCCUUUCCUUUUUUUUUUUUUUAAUAGACUAUUCACCAGAGUAGACAAACACCUGCUCUGGGUUCCUUCUCCCUCACUGGCUCCCUGUGAGAGAUGCACUGGCGUUUUGGACCCUGUUUUUGCUGAUCAAAUGACUAUUGGGCAGAGGGAGUCCUGCUUUCCCUGCCAUACGAAGAAUUUGUAAUGCCCAUGAAUGUAGUGUUCACCACCAUGAGUCCCCAGAAAUGAGCCACACUGUGUUUGCAAAGAGGCAUGACAUUGCUUCUGUGGUUGUUCAACUUAGGUGCCAUUGGCUAUGGCGUGCUUUGAUGACACUUCCAGCAUUGAUGCAAAUGUUGACAUUCUCCACAGUGCUAGGUGCUCCAGUGAAGCACCCCUUCUCCCUUUUCAACAUGUACAUUCACAGCAUUAUACAAAUGACUACUGCCUCUUGGUAUUGUGAUUUAUGUUGUGGCUGUACUAGAAGGUGUUUUCUGAGGAUCCAAAUCCUUCCUUCCAAGUAAAGCAUUAUUUAAAUCUCAUAUCAAGUUCAUUGAUCUAUUGAUCUUUCCCUGUGGACAUUGAGCUGUGUAUCCACCCAAACCUGGCUGUGCUUUCCAUGCAGAGGACUUAGAAGGUAUGGAAAGAGUCACUUGUAAGUGACAUAAAACCAAGUGGAAACAAUUUGGGGACAGGAUCUUACUGUAGCCCACUGGAACAUACUGUAUAGCCCAGACUUGCCUUAAACUUGUGAUCCUCCUGCCUCAGGCUCCAAAGUGUUGAGAUUACAGCAGCCAUGAACUACCUUGCCUGGCAUGAGGGCAUAUUCUUUGUUGAGAAGUGAUUAGACAAGAAAACACAAGUGAUACUUCCCCCUUAACUUCGCAUGGAACUAUGUGUAAAGACAAUUCCUUUCUAAAUUCCUAGUGAGAAGCAGAUGAUAGAUCUUGAAAUGACAAAAGACCUUUUAUUGUCUGAAAAACUAAUAAUUUGUUUAGAUACAGCUAUAAAAUAACCUGGUGGAAGAGAUGAAGAAAUUAGUAUGUGGACAUGUUUGGCAUAAUUGGUGUAUAUGCAACAAGAAUAGACUGAGAAAGGCAUUUGAGAUCAACCAACACUCAACAAUCAGUGGGGUUCUGGACAAUACUUAAAGGUGUGGAACAAAACAGACCCCAGGCAGUGAAGUAGGUACAGGCCAUGUGGUCAUAGCUUGGGUUCAGGUGGAACUCUGCUGUGUGACCUUAGGAAAAUGACCUAGCCUACCCACACCCCAGUGUUCUCAAAUGGAAAGCAGAAUUAUUGCUUAAGUUUCCUUUAAGAGAUAUCAGUGAAGUCACAGAUGUAAUGUGACCAGAAUAGAAGCUGGCACGAAGCUAAUAUUCAGUAUUUCCUCCUGAUAAUCAUGCUUGAGAAAGAUGUCUUCGAGGUUGACUACUUUUUCCAGGAAUGCAAUUAUAACACUAGGCGGUAACUCAAAACAUCUUUCUCAGGAAUGUGAAAAACACACCUUCAUGAAGCUGGCUGAGAGUUGCACAAGUAGAUUUUGCCAGGAGAUGAGCAUGAUAGAUGAGUAAGUUACAUCAUAGUAGAUAUCAACUGAGGUAUAACCAAAUCUCUGUCUUUCAUUCUCUUAGUUUGGAGGUAAUGCAAGAACUGAAUAAUUUAUGUUUACAUCUUGAUCAGCUGCUCACAGGCCUUUCCUCAACCCACUCUGCUGCUCAUAGGCAGAUAGGCCACUUACUGUCCCCAUCAAAAAACUUGGUGGCAUAUUGCUAUAUAUUUUCACUUGAUCUACAGAAAUAAGCAGUGUAAUACUACAGUUACAGUCUUUAAAAAUCGAUGUAUCUUUAAAGCCUACAUUAUCUAUUUAUAUCUUUAUAGAUGAGGAAUUUUCAGCAGUGAGAACUUAAGAUUCAUUGUCCAACUGAAGGUUCCAUUCAGAACCGGUUCCUUGGCAUUGUUUCCAUUAGAUCACAGUGAAAGGAAUUCCAUCAUCGAGCAGAACUUCUUUUCAGUUUAAGGGUUCUGGUUGAUACAAUGGGGUGUAUGUCCAGUUGUUUUCAAGUGAUUAAAAGUGAUGAAGAUGUCCUAAAAGUUUAGAAGAAACUUUGUUGACCUUUAACCAAUAGAAAUCAGAGACAAGUUACCUCAGAUGUUACUGGAUGCCGUGGGCCAAUCAUCUUCUGCAUGGUGGUAGUAGUGGUGGUUUUGAAGAUGGGAUCUCGAUGAGUUUGAACUCACUAAGUAGCUGAGGGUGACCUUGAACUUCUGAUCCUCCACCUUCCAUCUCCUGAGUGCUGGGAUUAUAGGUGUAUGUUACCAUGCCUGGUUUCUGCGGUGCUGGGGUUAGGGCUUUGUGGAUGCUAGGAAACACUCUACCAACAGAGCUCUAUCCGCAGGUCCAGAGUGACUCUGGGAUGGGAAGCUGUGAGGCUGUACUUUUACCCACUGCCAAGGUGUCAACAUGCUAUGUUGAAUUCCAGGCUUGCCAAUUCAGGGACAGCAACACAGAGACAUUGGACACGGGUCAUUUAGCUUAGUGUUUUCCAAGGGGGAUAACUAGUUGGGAUGGGAGAUGGGAAGACUAGGAAGUGACAAUGACCCAGAAGGUAAAACCCUACUGGAGAGGACAAUGUAAAUUUUUCUGAUCUUCCACAUGGAUAAAGUCAGAGCACCCACAAACAAUGAUGAGACUUUGACAUUAGCAAAAAUAUACGGAGGUUGUUUCACAUUAGCUUAAAUGUAUUGGUUGGAUUUCCCCAUGUCUAGCACUGGAUUAUCUGGGAUGGUACAGAGCUUAAAAAUCUUUCUGAAGUCAUUGGCUAACAUUAAAGCCACAGUGCUUACCAAUAUACAAUCGUUAAGUGAUUUCUUAAUUAUUUGUAGUCCAAGGUAGAUUUUCUAAUCGUGGGUUAUGGGAAGGAAGUGGGACACAUUUGGCUGAACGAAGCAGGAAAAAACUGCUGUCAGUCCCUGAGUUGGGGGCCUUGAUUGCCCGAAAGAGUGAAUUAAUUGCCGAGAAGCUUCCAGAAGCAUGGCUUUUAAAACAGGAAGUUGUGCUGGGAGCAUUCAUUCCCAAAGGAUGGGAGGGUACCCAGGAAGUGUGUCUUUAGAAGGUUUCUUCUAAAUUUGGUAUCUGGUAUGUAAUCUCUAUGCUCCUGGCCUGUAUUCUUCCCCUUGUAGUUUCCCCGUAUGGAUUUUUCUCAGCUUCUUAAUUCUCUUCUCUGGGGAGUUGCUACUUGGGUCUUGUUUGGGUAACACUGGGGUGCCUGCAGGCUUUGGCUGGCUCUCUCCUAUGGUGCAUGGACUGUCGACUGCUUUCAUCCCCCUUGGGCCAGAUUGCCGUAUCCUAGACACGGAGGUGAUAAUCACCUAUAUUUACAGCCCACAUGGAACCUGUGCGCAGCUUGAGAUUUUACAGUGCACAUACGGGCGGCAGCCAUGGAGGUCGAUGGAUGUUCUUAGAAUCACUGCUGAGCUCUGUGAACGGCUCUCGAGUGCUCACUAACGCCGCCUCAAGUGUCUCAGGGGAGCUUUACCUUCUUACUGCCAUGUGGCAAUAUUACCGAUCGACUUCGAGGUUCACAAGAAGGCAGAUUUCCCCAAGGUGUCACCUGAUGUAUGUAUAAUUUUUGUUGACUUGAUUUUUCCCUUAGAUUAUCCAUUUGACUUUAAAAAUAAUUUUUGGAUGUAUUCAAAACAUAUUCACUAAAGUCACUGAUGCUUAGAAUGUUCUGGAAUCUGGGCGGGGGCUAGAAGAUGCGCUGCUGAAUAAAAGAGCUCGACAAUAUUUUUGCUUCUAAAUAGCUUCUCCUUUCAUGCUCGAUUCUGACAAGGGCUGCAGGCAAGCAAAAAUUUACUUUUAUUAUCUUGUAAUUUGGGACUUAAUAUAUUUCUACCAUGGUUUCUUCCCUCCUGUAAAGGGGAGAGGAUUUGGAAGUUAUUACUCUGUGUCUAGUUAAGGAAUAAAUAUCUUUGGCAGCUUAUGCUUCUCUUCCAAAUAAAUGGGUGUUUUAUAUCUACAGAGGGAGGAAUGCAGUGUUCCAGUCCUACAAAGAACUGAGUUACAGCAGGAGAUGGCGGUGAGACGGGGAUUUGAACUUUUGUGACUGAAUACUGAAUUCCCUUUAUAAGGCAGUAGGGUGGUAGGUCUGUACAGGCAAACUUGACAGUUCUUACCGGGGCUCUGCCUAUCAGAAAUGGCUACUCCUUCCUGUUUGAAUGUGUGGACUGGAGACUGUAGCCACGGGAUACGUGGGUGAGGAUGUGGACGAAGAACCCUACUGACGUUUUUAAUUUUUUUAAAUAAAUGUUAGUUAUCUGAGAUCAUAUUAAGCAAGGUAGGACAGAUGUAGAGAGAGAAAGGUUGCGUAUUUUCUCCCACUUUGGAGCCUAGACUUUAUAUGUGCAGACAAAACCAUUUUUAUAUGUGACUCAGGAGAAGGGAGAUGGAAGAAACAGGAACAGCAGUGUGAGUGGGGAAAGAGAGUGAUGAGGUGAGGGGACGAGGCAGAUACGGUCAAAGAACAUGUGGUAGAAACUGUAUUUAUGAAGCCAAGCACAAUGGACAAUGAGUCCCACCCCGCAGCCCCCCCCCAAAACAGAACAUUUUGGGGCAUCCUUGUAAAAUAUGUCCGAUCAAUAUUGGUUCUUUUUUUUUUUUUUUUUUAAACAUGGAAGAUGGGUUAACAACUGUUUUCUAGUGUUGAUUUUGAAACUGAUCUGAACACAACUUGAUUUUGAGGUCUAGGAAUCAACCCCCAGUCCUUACAAAUGGCAUGUUCUACUGUUGAGCUAGAUUCCUCAGCCCUGGAUAUAAUUCUUGAUACUGUCAAUUUCAUAAUAAAGGACACAGGUUGGAUUUUUUUCCAACCAGGGGAUUUAUUGCUUAUCAUUCUUAACAUCAUAAAAGUUCAAGCAUCCACUAAGCACUCCUCAAGCUACCUAAGUCAGAAUCUUUGGUGGCCUAAAACAACUUACCAAAGAAUGGCCCAUCUAUGGGCCAUAGUAAGAAAUACACAUAUCUCAUCUGAUAGUGACCUUGGUCGUUGAGAAAAGGUGCCAGACGGUUGUCUAAGUUGUCCCUCUGACCCCCAGCCAGGGAGUCUCCCACAUGGAGCUGUGUUGGGUUGACCUUUUUUUGUGGUGUUGCCUGUCUUUGUCUUGCAGUUUUCAGCUCUUGUCAUUCUGUCUUUGUGACUUUCUGACGGUCUUCCUCUUUCUGUCCUUGAGAUGGAGUCUGUUUGUUCUUAGGCUGAUUUCCAUUCUUGUUAAGUCAUCCAGGGGACUUCUGGUGUGCCAUCUUACCUGGAAGUGACAGCUGCCAAUGACACUCUGGUUAACUGAGGGCCGUGUUCAGGAAGAGAAAGAUAACAGUUCUAUCUGAAGCACAUGCAUUCUAGAGAUGCACUUCUUUCAUGAGAGGAUUGGUCAUGUUCCUUAGCGUGGUCAGAGGGGCAAAGCUCACUAACUUUGCUACAUUUCCCUGUACCCUUCAGUAACCUUUACAACUGCUCAAUUCUUCCACAUUAUAAAGCAACAUUUAUUAUGCUACCAACUAAUGUGGCCACAUGUUGAAUUUUAUCAUUAAAAACUACAAAGUAUUUCCCAGAAAAUUUAAAAUAUAAUUUUAUUACCAAUUUUAAUUUAAAUUUAUGAAUAGAAAGGGAAAAUGUGUAAACUCUAUUGUGAAAAAAUUAUGUUUGUAUGGAUGACAUCUGAACGUUAUUUUCAGGUUAAACCAUGAUACUUUUGUGAUAUUUAUUAAUAAAGAUAAUGAACUUUCUUUUCCAGAGUGAUUUUAGGUUCACAACAAAACCCAAGAGUCCACACCUACUCACAUGUUCCCAUUCACACACACCUUUCACUAUGAGCAUCCUCUCUGCCACAGUGUUGGAUCUGGUAUAGUCCAUCUCUGCCAAGACAUCUCCAUAGGAAGUGGAUAGUUCAUGUCAGGGUUUUACCUGGGUUGUUAUGUUCUGUAGGUUUUGAAGUACAUCUAAUGUAUAUCUUUAUUAUCAUAACAGUAUGUGGGGUAUUUUCACUGUCCUAGAACUCCUGUGUUCUGAUUGCUGAAUCCUUCUCCUCACUAAGUCCUGGCAACCACUGAUCUUUAUACUGUCUUCAUAGUUUUGUCUUCCAGAAUGUCACAUAGUUGGAAUCAAUCAGUGUGCAGACUUCUCAGAUUGUCUUCUUUUACUUGCAAUCUGCAUUUACAUUUUCAUGUCUUUUUAUGCCUUGAUAGCUCAUUUCUUUUAAGCAUUGAAUACUGUUCUGUCUGCAUACAGCAGUUUAUGACCUAUUUACUUUUGCCUCUAAUUCCAUUUGCUAUAUACAUUUGAAUGUGAAUCAUCACAGGAAAAACAAAUUGAUUCUUUCCUAUGGAUCUGAUGUUGCUACUGAGUCUGGAUCGGCUUCAGUUUCCAGUCUGUAUGGCCUCCCCUUUAUCACUUCUGCUGAGAGAAAUGUUGUGAUCCUAUACAUUGCCCUUGUCAGCCAUGCACAUUGAUUAACAAUGGCUUCUGAGCACCUGGAAGCUCUGUAUUCUAAGGGGGAAGGGUGAUCUACCACAUGCAGGAUGGAGGACCUAUGACAAGCAGGUGGAUGUUGAAAGGAAGAUCCUGAUAAUCACAUGGAAGAUCCUGAUAAUAAUGAAUGAGGAAAAGGCCUGCUGAGUGAGACAUAUCUGAGGCCAUCACCAUAUUCUGUAUAUAUAGCCUGUCCUGCUUUGUGCCAGCAGCCACUUGUGGACCAUGCCCUAGAGCAGAGGUGAAGGUCUAACUGAGCAAUGAGGGUCAGAUGCAAAUUAACAAGUCCUGCAUUCUGGUACCCUGCCUUCCUUUUAUGAUCUCUAAGAAGAGUGGCAAACUUCAGGUCCCCUGAACCUUCCCUGUAUCUACUAGCCAGGCUUCUCAAUCCAUUUUACUUAUUUACGGUAGGGUGUAGGAAUACAGUUCUUUAAGGUUCUCAAUUAAUAUAACAAGCACUGUGAGCCCCUACUGUGGAUGUAGGAUGAGAUCCUAGAUGGAAAACAUUUUUGCAGAAUUUUUGAAGACGUGCAUACUUUUUGGAGACUUUAAGUUAUUUUUAUAUUAAGGUCAGAUCCACUUUUAUUAUGUUGCUAUAUCAAAGUAAUUGACACUUUUAGAUCUCUGCCAGUAAUUUGACUAAAAGUUACAGUUGGAAUGUUCUUUAGUGAUUCUGCCUCUGAGAAAAUAAUGUGUUAGGCUCUGAUUUAAAAGGUUUUAAGAUGUGUGUGGGCACGAGUGUGUGUGUGUGUGUAGAGCACAUGCCAUGGUGUGCCUGUGGAGGUCAGAAGACAAUUUCAUGGGGUUAUUUUUCUUCUUCCAUUUUACCUUGGCUCCUAGGGCUCAAACCCAGGUCGGUGGGCUUGCGUGGUAAGGAUUUUGACUUGUAUCAUCUCCAUGGUUCUGGUUUGUUUCUUUAACAAAUUACAACUCCACUUUAAUUCGGGGGUUUGCCAUUUUUGAGUUGAGUGUGCACAUUCCUUUAUAACAGUUUGAGUACAGGAGAAGUACUAAAUUAGCUGCCCCCCCCCCACCGCUCAAUCUUCCAAAAGGGGAUCUGAAUGUAGUUUGUGGAAAGAAUUCCAACCCAUCCCCUUACCCACUAAAAAGGGUUCUUAAAGCCACAUUAUCACUUUCUCUUAAGAACAUGGCUGUCCACCUCCCAUCCCCAACAACCUUUCUCACUCACGUAGUCACUUCCUUUGUAAAUAUACUUUCAUUAUCUCCCAAAAAAAGUAAAGAUUAAAAACUCAUUUUUAAGGAACAUCCAAGAUUUCAUAGCAAUAUUUUGGGUUCACAGUACAAGAUAAAUCUGAGUAUUUCUGAUUUUUUUUUUAGUCUUCAUAUGGCAUCUGAAACAGUUGUUCACAUUCACACAUCUAUGUCCCGCCAUAUGCAUACUGUGUGCAGUUCUGUUGUUUUAAAAUAUUUUAUUGGUUUUCUUUCAUAUCUCAACUUUUGAUGGGUGUCCUUGAAGAACUUGCAUAAAAAAUGUAAAUGUGAAUGAUUCAUUCAUUCUGAGCACAUGUAACUAUUUUGGGAGACGUCUUCAGGAGGUUUUACCCUACGGUGGAGCAUGCUGUUCUCAGUGGGAAGAGCUUCCCAGGACUGCUCUGCUCCUGGCUGGAUACUGCAGAUGCAGGGCCAUGAUCAUCUCUUCCAAGCCCGUGUUUCCUGCCAGGUGUCAUCUCUGUGUGCUACGCUGCUCUUCUUCUUUGAUGGGUAGCAAUAGUUUUAUACAUUUUACUUGCAUUUUUAGCAUAAAAUUGGGUCUUCGCCUAGAUUUCUAAGCCACUAGCAGAAUUUUUGAGAAGUUUAUGGUUGAAGGCCAGGCCACUGUCAAGUAAGAGUUGCCCUGAGCCUUUCUCAGGACUUCAUAGGCAUUUCAGACCUGGCCUCUAUCAUAGGUCCCCCUCUGAAGAAAGUUCAUCUUCAGGUAAUGCCUGUGUGGUCAAGGGGGUGUAUGUGUAUGUGUAAGAGGAGGAGAGAUAGAGAUAGAGAUAGAGAUAGAGAUAGAGAUAGAGAUAGAGAUAGAGAUAGAGAUAGAUAGAUAGAUAGAUAGAUAGAUAGAUAGAGAGAGAGAGAGAGAGAGAGAAUAUGAGUCAUCAGUGCAUUCCAUAUUGGAGUCCUAUGUUUCUCCCUGGUGUGACAUCAUUGACUUUAGGGUAUCCCAUGAAAGCUUAGAUGACAGACACAUUGCUGUCUGAAGAACAGACAGAAUGGAACGACCCUCCCCAUUUCUAAAUUUACUUCUGUUGGUGAAAAAUGAGCAUGGUGGAAAAAGCUUGGUAUUUUAAAUUGUGAAACUCAGCAUUGGUGUACUUUUUCUAACUUUUGUACUGUUCCUGAUCUUGUAUUCAUGGUUGUGACCCACUGCUGAGUCACUGGUAUGUCCCUUGCUUCUACCAGGCCACCAGAGAGGUAUAGGAUGUCAAUCUUCUUGUGAUGACUAUAACCUUUGGAAAUCCAUUAGAAUGUAUAAAAUUGUUUGCCCAUGAUAAAGAAGGAAUUCAUGGCUGGGAGAAUUACAGUUUUUCUUCUACAAAUCAUAGAAGAUGCUCAGUCUUGGUGAUGUGGAAAAGUACAUUUGUGUAGCCUGAAAUCUGUUUCUGUAUUAGGUAUUUAAAUGCAUGAGGACAAAUUUGAAUUGCUUUUUGUUUAAAAAAAAUGAAACCUAGAAGCAUUAGCCUCGGUUUGUUCAAAAUGUCUAAUGAAACUGAAUUCAUGGCAGUUCAAAACUGAGAAGCAGUCUGAUUUUGUAAAAGCAUUGUUACAGGUCUUGUCAAUAAAGUUUUAGCAGAUGGUUUGUA